This is a messenger RNA of Sporothrix schenckii 1099-18, 1227 nucleotides long. RefSeq lists its product as uncharacterized. The record is from RefSeq and is a predicted model, not a curated record. Gene Ontology annotation, biological process: regulation of DNA-templated transcription. The transcript is spliced from 2 exons. Gene Ontology annotation, molecular function: DNA-binding transcription factor activity. NCBI's taxonomy places the organism in Eukaryota, Fungi, Ascomycota, Sordariomycetes, Ophiostomatales, Ophiostomataceae. Bases 1 to 1227 code for a protein of 408 amino acids.
AUGCCUCUGUCAAACAAUCUUUUCGAAAUGGACGGCUCAGACAAUAUUUACGACAAUAUCAACGAUGACAGCAUGUCGCCGCACGACACCAACGGCUUCUCCUUCGGCGCCUUUGACGGCGAGACCUUUGUCGAUGUCGACCAGAGCGCCUUCGCCGAACCCCUCUCCAGCUCCACGUCUCCUUUUCAGUACGCCAUGCCGUACGACAUGGAGGUCGGUGCGGAGGCGAGCUUGCCCAGCCCGCAGACCAACAACCACUCGCCUGCCAGCACUGGCGCCGUGGACAUGAUGGGCGUCGGCCUUCUUGGUGUUGCGGAGUCGCAGAUGCCCGUCGUCUCCGCACACAUCCGCAGCAACCCGGGCUCCUUCUCGUCCGUGGCUACGUCCGCUACUGCCGUGUCCCAGAUGGCCACCGGUAUGGCCGGCCUCGACGUGGACGGCCCGCUGAUCAAGCAGGAGCUCUCGCCUGGUCCCAACAUGGGCCAUGUUACGCCCCCCAUGGACACGGCCGUUCUUGCGACCAUGCCGAGUGCGCCUUUUGAGACUGCCCCUGCCCCCGCCGUCCCUGCCGCCCCUGCCGCACCGGCUCCCAAGGCCCCUGCCAAGCGCAAGCGGGAGAACCGCUACAAGAACGCGCCUCCUGCCGUGCUGUCCCGCCGCCGUGCGCAGAACCGGGCUUCGCAGCGCGCCUACCGCGAGCGCAAGGACCAGCGCAUCCGCGAUCUGGAGGCCGAGCUGAACUCUGCCCGUUCCGAGACCGAGAGCUGCAAGCGCCAGAUGGCCAACAUGCAGCGCGAGAUCAUGACCCACCGCGUCGGCAGCACCCUGGCCGCGACUAACGGCCCCGGCCCAAACCAACCGCCGCGUGCCAUGUCCAUGUCGGCCAUGCCGCCUCAGAUGCAGAUGCUGCACAACGGCCAGAUGGUUCGGAUGCAGCAGAUGCCCCUCAACAUGAUGAACCAUCCUGGCAUGGUCCCCAUGCAGCACGGUUUCCCCAUGAACCCCCAGGAGAUGCAUUCGCAGGGCAUUCACCCCCAGGGUAUUUCCAUGCCUCCUCAGGGUAUGCCCCCGCAAGGUAUCCCGCAGCAGGGUAUGCCUCCUCCUCAGGGAAUGCCCCCCAACCAGGGAAUGCCUCCCAACCAGGGAAUGCCCCCUAACCAGGGUAUGCCUCCCAACCAGGGAAUGCCUCCCCACCAGGGCCCGUCUCCCGAUGACUUCAACAUGUAA